ACACACUGUUAGGUUUCAACGUUUCGUUACUUUAUAGAUUCGAUAAGCAACCCCUAGUUAAGAGAUUUCUCUCAUUUCGAGAUUCUCUCGUUACUCUUUGCAUCUUCGGAUGCUGUGUGGAAUACUCGUUGUUCCUAUAUGCUACGUCAAGUCAGUAUUACUGCUAGCCACCGACACGAUCAGAUGUGCAGAAUAAAGACCAGUGAAUUAUACAAGUGAAUUUGUACCGCUAUCACUAAGUUGCAAAUAAAGUUGGGAUAUCUGCAUGAGGUGCAUGAAGUGCAUGAAGAGUAUAUUCCGUAGUGAAAUCGUGUCUUAUUUGCUUGUGGCUGCUGAAGUGACGGUUGGAAUCCAGGAUCCGCCUAUCGCCAUCCCAAUUCGGAGGAAAGGUGCUUGCGAGUGCACCUAGAGGGAACAUUUCGUUGCGUCGUGUGGAGAAAUAGAUAUAGGUGAGCCCAGACCUGCCACAACAUAUUUUAUGGUGCCGUGACCAGGAUCUUGGGCAUUGCCGCUUUCGCCAUCUUCCACGUGCUGCAUUCCGCUGGACUUCCCAAGCACUAUUGUUCGACGCCAUUCCAGUUGAACGCCAUCAUCAUCUCCAAACGCCGCCAAGAGGAUCCCUUUGUCAAUUCUUUGCAUGCUGUUGACGCCAUUGUGCUAUGCCGAUUUCCUGAGCUGUUUUCUUGAUUGAUUCAAGGCAAUUUGAAUCAAUUAUCAGGUAAAGUACCUGUCCAAGUAUUGCGCAUCUCCCCACGGGUGCCUUUAGAUAUUUUUCUCCAAUUUUGCAUGCGAUACUGUCUUUCGUCGGUGGAUUUGUGCCCUAUUAAUUGCCGGAGUGCCACCCAGCUGAAAUCCCUGUGCCGAACCAUCAUCAGCAGUUCCCAACACCUGCUAUACUCCGCCCACGGUGGCGGCCGCAUUUGUGAUCCAGCCCUCCGCCGAAGGAGGCGAAUCAAAUCAGCCGUAGCCGGAGAACAUCGAUCGCGAGACGAGUGUGUUCUAUCCAAGCAAUAGCCAGUGGGUGAUUCGAAAGGACGAGUCCCCAACCAAGCGAGCUACCCUCUGUGCCGUGUUAGGCAUACACUGUUCCUGCGUUCCGGUCUAAAUUGAAUACAAGGCAUUUCCAAGCCUUGGGUCAGGUAUUCUUCAAUUUCAACGAUCGUUUUCCAAUCCUAACGAUCUACGAUGAGCGAUAUACGUACCAGAGACCAGCUGACAACCCGAAGGACCACUCUGAUCGCCUCGUUGAGCCGUGCGGAACAAUUCGUCGAGGACUUCGUUGCCGAACGGGAUGGGCUCGAGGUGCAAAUACGCCUGGAGAACCUGGACCUGUUAUGGCAAACGCUGGAGGAUGUGCAGACGGCGCUGGAGGAUCUGGAGGAGACCAAUGAAGGUAAAGUUUUAAAUCUGCAAUACCGUGCCUCCUUUGAACCCAGGCUGUUCCGAUUAAAAGCAAGACUUCAAUCUAAAAUACCGCCUCCACUCAUUUCGCAAGCCAAUUUCCCUGCUGAACCCCCUCCUCGCGCUGUGUCCACCUUGGCUGGUUUAAAGUUGCCGACUAUCUCGCUACCAGAGUUUGACGGUGAUUAUAUGCAGUGGUUGACCUUCCACGACACUUUUCAAGCGUUGAUCCACGACAACCAGGAACUACCUCCGAUCCAGAAGUUCCACUACCUCCGGGCUGCAGUGAAGGGAGACGCCGCGCAGAUCAUCGAAACGAUUUCCAUCAGUGCUGCCAACUAUCCACUAGCAUGGCAGGCGCUAGUCAAUCGCUAUUCCAACGAAUACUUACUUAAAAAGCGUCACCUGCAGGACCUGCUGGAUAUUCCACGAAUGAAGAAGGAAACCGCCGCUGCCUUGCAUUCAACGGUCGACGAGUUCCAAAGGCACAUCAAGAUUUUGCAGCAGUUGGGAGAGCCGACGCAAUCGUGGAGUACCCUACUGGAACAUCUAUUGUGCAUGCGGCUUCACGAUGACACCAUUCGGGCGUGGGAGGACCACGCAGAGUCGGUUGGCGACCAAUCGUACGCAUGUCUCGUCGAGUUUUUGGAGAAACGGAUUCGAGUGCUCGAGUCGAUUUCCGUCAAUCAUUCUUCUCACCCAAGUCCACCAGUAUUUCCCAACGGAAGCCAACGUAAGCAAUUGCCAGUCAAAAUGUCGUCCUAUUCCGCUACCGAAAACUUCGCUCCGAAAUGCCAUGCUUGUGAUCAGCAGCACCCGCUGGUGAAGUGCCAAACGUUCGAACGAAUGUCUCUGGCCGACCGCUUGCGGACGGUGAAUUCCAAGCGUUUGUGCCUGAACUGCUUCCGCCAAGACCAUUUCGCACGUGAUUGCCCCUCCAAUUACUCCUGCAGGGUAUGCAGGAAAAACCACCACACACUCCUCCACCCCGGUCAGCUCCCUAGUUACCCUAGAAACAACGGUGAAAAUUCCCAAGCAGUUCCGCAGUCCAGCCAAAGAUCGAAUCAGCCACCAACUUCGUAUUCCAGAACCCAAUCAAGAGUUGCUGUACAAUCGGUGUCGAAUGUAGAUGAACCUACCGUCGUUCAGUGUAGCAGCGUACUGCGAAGCCCUCAGCCUACCAUCUUCAUGUUGACGGUCGUCCUCCGUAUUGUUGACGUAUAUGGAAAGGAGCAUUUUGCAAGAGCCCUCCUGGAUAGUGCUUCGCAACCCAACCUCAUGUCAGACCGAUUGGCUCAGCUUUUGAGACUGAAGCGCGAGAAGGUGAACGUACUCGUUCAUGGGAUCGGGGAGCAGCCAGAUCAUGCAACGGAGUCGGUCACAACAAGCAUUUCUUCUCGAAAGGACAAUUUUUCCAAAGAAGUGUCUUUCUUGGUCCUCAAGCGGAUGAUCUCCAACCUUCCUGCUGAAGACAUUCCGGUAGACGAUUGGAAACUUCCUAGCGAUAUUUCACUCGCUGAUCCCAGUUUCAAUCGUUCGGGCAAGAUUGAUUUGGUACUCGGAACUCAACACUUCUUCGAUUGCUUCCCAACUGCUGCUCGAAUCAAACUUGCAGAAGGACUUCCAGACCUGGUUGACAGCGUGUUUGGCUGGAUAGUUGCCGGCGGUACGAACGUUUCCCCCUCAAGCCAGGAAUCCAUCUGCUGCAAAACCGUUACCACUUCCCUUUCCUCUCUAGAAGAAUCCAUGGAGCGUUUUUGGAAAAUUGAAGAGCUCGGAACUCGAUCCACCCUAUCCAUAGAAGAGAAGGCUUGCGAAGAAUUGUUUCAAUCUACAGUUUCUCGCGACGAGGCAGGUAGAUACAUUGUCGAAUUGCCCAAACAACCGAACUUUGACGAGAUGAUUGGAGAAUCCGAAGCAACUGCAGUCCGGCGUUUCGAAAUGCUCGAGAGAAGGUUCACCAAGGAUUCUAAGUUGAAGGAAGAUUACGAUAAAUUCAUGUCUGAAUAUUUGUCGCUAGGCCACAUGAAGCUGGUUCCGAAUGGCAUUGCUCCAGGUGUCAAGGAAUGUUUUCUUCCCCAUCAUCCGGUUGUGAAAGAAGCCAGCACUACCACCAAAACCCGGGUAGUUUUCGAUGGUUCCUGUAAAACCUCAAGCGGAUUUUCCUUAAACCAGGCCCUGUGUGUGGGGCCGACCAUACAGGAUGAGUUGCUGGAUCUCGUCGUACGAAACCGCAAAUUUCCAGUAGCUAUGACAGCCGACGUCGAAAAAAUGUACCGCCAGGUUCUAGUACACCCGAAAGACACUCCCCUGCAGAAAAUCAAGUAUCGAUUCCAUCCUACUGAUCCCCUUCAAUCGUACGAGCUCCUCACCGUCACCUACGGACUUGCGCCCUCCUCGUUUCUGGCUACACGGGCUCUGCAACAGGUGGCCGAAGAUGAAGGACCUGCCUUUCCACGCGCAGCUCCGGUUGUGAAAAAGUCCUUCUGUGUAGAUGAUUUCAUCGGUGGCGCUUUUUCUGUUGCUGAAGCCAUCCAACUACGUGAAGAGCUAACCGACAUGCUAGCUAAGGGAGGGUUUCCGUUGCGAAAGUGGACCUCCAACAAACUGGAUGUGUUGCAAGGACUUCCUGCCGAUCAGAUCGGAACCCAAUCGACUUACCGAUUCGACCCCGGGGAGACUGUGAAGACCCUAGGAAUCUUGUGGGAGCCAGAAACCGACCAAUUUCGUUUCGAUUUCCAAGUUGAUUUGCGCGUACAAACAGCUACAAAACGAACAAUUUUAUCCAAAAUUUCGCAACUUUUCGAUCCUUUGGGACUAAUUGCACCGAUCGUCAUUCGGGGAAAAAUGCUGAUGCAGGAGUUGUGGUUGGCUUCGUGUUCCUGGGAUGAAGAAGUUCCAGAUCAGAUCAAGCGCAAAUGGCAAGGUCUGUGCGAACAGCUUCCUGGUUUGGCAAGAUUCCGAGUCGAACGAUAUGCGUUUCAGCUGAGCUCGGUCAUCCAGCUGCACACCUUUGCUGACGCUUCCGAAGCUGCUUAUGGUGCUUGUGUGUACGCCCGAUGUGUAGAUACCGAAGGAAACAUUUGUGUACAACUACUGGCGGCUAAGUCCCGAGUCGCACCCCUUAAAAGACUCUCCAUACCAAGACUCGAAUUAUGUGCAGCUCUAAUAGGAUCACAGCUGCACUCCCGGAUCGUAGCGGCUCUGGAAAUGAGCAUCGACGAAUCUUUCUUCUGGUCCGACUCAACAGUGGCUCUCCAGUGGCUAAGUUCUCCUCCCAGUGCCUGGAAAACCUUUGUUGCUAAUCGCGUUUCUGAAGUGCAAACUUUGACACAUGGUUCCCGUUGGAGUCACGUAUCAGGUUUCGAAAACCCUGCCGACCUUGUAUCCAGAGGAAUGGAAGUUGACGAUUUCGUGGAGAGCAAUUUGUGGAAGUACGGCCCGCAAUGGUUGCAGCGUCCUGAAUUAGAAUGGCCGAUUCGAAGACACACCGAAGUUCCUGAAGCUGAAACCGAACGAAAAGGAGUAGUAGUUGCCGUCACAACGAGUACGCCGUACUACAAUCCAAUUUUCUCAAGGUAUUCUUCCUUUGCCCGCCUUACAAGAAUAGUCGCUCAAUGUCAAAGGUUCGUCAGCAAUGUUCGUUCCAAAUCUCGAACUCAGCCUACUAACUCAGGACUUGUCAAAUCCCAAACGCUGUCACUCGAGGAACUCAUGCAGGCGAAAAUGACUCUGGUUCGACUUGCUCAAGCCGAUUGUUUCCACGAAGAGCUGCGAGAACUGCAACAAGGUCGGCAACUGCCAAAACGAUCUUCACUACGGCUUCUUAGUCCCUUCAUUGACACAGAGGGGGUUCUUAGAGUGGGGGGACGAUUGAAAUUAUCGGAACAGCCAUACCUAUCCAAGCACCCAGCCCUGCUCCCCAGCUUCCAUCCUCUAUCCCAGCUGAUUGCAAAAUCCUUCCACUAUAAACUGAUUCACGGUGGCGGCCACCUAACCUUAUCGGUCAUGCGUGAGGAGUACUGGCCAAUCAAUGGACGACGUCUUGUGCGGAGCAUCAUCAGAAAUUGCUUCCAAUGCGCCCGAGCCAAUCCCGUUCCGGCCAGCCAGCAGAUAGGACAACUUCCUGCUCAGCGAGUCACCGUUAGCAAGCCGUUCUCAAUUACCGGAGUGGAUUAUGCGGGGCCCGUAUACCUCAAGGCUAUUCACAAGCGUGCUGCACCCACAAAAGCCUACAUUUGUUUGUUCGUGUGCUUCACGACAAAGGCUGUACACCUGGAGUUGGUAGGUGAUCUCUCCACACCGGCCUUCAUUUCCGCCCUUCGACGAUUUGUUGCUCGCCGUGGACGACCUAGCCACCUGCAUUCCGAUAAUGGAAAAAAUUUCGUCGGAGCAAAAAACGAGCUGCACGAGCUCUACGGAAUGCUUUCCAACGAAGCAGACAUCGAUAGAAUUGCAAGGUUCUGCUCAGAAGAAGAAAUAGCAUGGCAUCUCAACCCACCCAAAGCUCCCCAUUUCGGAGGGCUCUGGGAGGCCGCUAUCAAAGUGGCCAAAAAGCAUCUCCAUCGUCAGCUAGGUAACUCCAGACUUUCCUACGAAGAUCUUUCGACAGUUCUUGCCGAAAUAGAAGCCGCUAUGAAUUCGAGACCUCUCGUUCCCAUGACUGAGGACCCGAAUGAUUUCACCGUUCUUACACCGGCACACUUCAUCGUUGGGUCUACCAUGCAUGCAGUACCCAGUCCAAGCGUUAUCGACAUCCACGUGUCACGGCUGGCACAUCACCAGAAGCUUCAGCAAUUGUUCCAACGUUUCUGGCAUCAGUGGAGAACCGAGUAUCUCCAAGAACUCCAAAAGGAUACUCGUUUGCGUCAACCAAAUCAUCAAAUACGACCAGGAAGGAUGGUAGUAAUUGUCGACGAGUUUCAACAUCCCGUUCGUUGGCCACUAGCCCGUGUAGAAGCAGUGCACCCUGGAGCAGACGGCUUGGUGCGCGUAGCUACACUACGCACUUCCAAAGGCAUCUUCAAGCGACCCAUCACGAAAAUUUGCCUGCUACCAACGGAAUCAUCAAACACAACGUUUCAACAAGAACCCCAAUUAUCAGACGAUCACGAGCAAGUCGACGAUGGCAGUAAUGAGCAUGUGAACAAUGGAUAGAUCAUCGCGGAAGUAAACAUUGGAAUUCUCUUUGAUAUUGAAUUAGUUGAACUCUAUUGUAUUUACUUGUUUUUGUGCCAGUUUUGUUUUGAUUUUGAAAAUCGUAGAUUUCAAAGGUGGCGGCGAUGUUAGGUUUCAACGUUUCGUUACUUUAUAGAUUCGAUAAGCAACCCCUAGUUAAGAGAUUUCUCUCAUUUCGAGAUUCUCUCGUUACUCUUUGCAUCUUCGGAUGCUGUGUGGAAUACUCGUUGUUCCUAUAUGCUACGUCAAGUCAGUAUUACUGCUAGCCACCGACACGAUCAGAUGUGCAGAAUAAAGACCAGUGAAUUAUACAAGUGAAUUUGUACCGCUAUCACUAAGUUGCAAAUAAAGUUGGGAUAUCUGCAUGAGGUGCAUGAAGUGCAUGAAGAGUAUAUUCCGUAGUGAAAUCGUGUCUUAUUUGCUUGUGGCUGCUGAAGUGACGGUUGGAAUCCAGGAUCCGCCUAUCGCCAUCCCAAUUCGGAGGAAAGGUGCUUGCGAGUGCACCUAGAGGGAACAUUUCGUUGCGUCGUGUGGAGAAAUAGAUAUAGGUGAGCCCAGACCUGCC
Aedes albopictus (Asian tiger mosquito) is the source of this 7144-nucleotide messenger RNA. RefSeq lists its product as uncharacterized. The record is from RefSeq and is a predicted model, not a curated record. Gene Ontology annotation, molecular function: zinc ion binding; nucleic acid binding. The transcript has 2 exons. Lineage: Eukaryota; Metazoa; Arthropoda; Insecta; Diptera; Culicidae. The coding region runs from base 1186 to 6558 and encodes 1790 amino acids. Gene Ontology annotation, biological process: DNA integration.